Molecule: messenger RNA, 725 nt
Organism: Ictalurus punctatus (channel catfish)
Lineage: Eukaryota; Metazoa; Chordata; Actinopteri; Siluriformes; Ictaluridae
Gene: plac8.2
Product: placenta associated 8, tandem duplicate 2
Biological process (GO): positive regulation of transcription by RNA polymerase II
Source: RefSeq, marked provisional
ACUGCUUACUCAGGUGCAUCUUUAACCAGACAGGAGAAGAUGGAGGUGACGUCUCAGCCCACAGCGUUCGCUCCGUCUGACUUCCAGACCGGACUGCUCGAGUGCUGCGACGACUGCGGGACAUGUGUGUGUGGGCUCUUCUGUCUAACCUGCCUGGGCUGUUCCAUCGCCAGCGACAUGGGGGAGUGCUGUUUAUGUGGACUGGGAAUGUCCAUUCGCAGUGUGUACAGAACCAAAUACAACAUCCAGGGCUCCAUGUGUAAAGACUUUAUGAUCAGUAAUUGCUGCUUACCCUGCGCCACCUGCCAGCUGAAGAGAGACAUCGACAGGAGGAAGCAGCAGGGAAUCUUCUGAAUCUGACCAGAAUCUUCACACCACUGGGGAUCGAACCAAGCCGCGACUUUCCUCAGUUUGUGUUCUUUAUUAACAAAACAGUGCUUAAAGGGUGUGAAAGCUAUAAGGAACAAUUACAAUGCUUUUGUGUGUUCCUUAAAAAUGAAAUUGUUGAUGUGUGUUACACCACAGCGCUGUUGGAUCCUGGAUUGGGAUGGGUCAGGUGGUGUUGAUUAAUUCUCUAUAACAGCGGCUCUGACAGUAGCGCAGCUGCACAUCACAGGUUUAUAUUAAUGUACUCAUUCCAAUAGCUUACAUCUCUAUAGUAACAGCUCAUUCACAGGGACGUGGACGGCAGAUUCUCCAUUAACAAUAAACAGAUUUUUAAAAAG